GGACUUUGCAACAGGGUCGCUGCAACCCGCUGGCGUCAACUUGCAGUUUACUGUAGUCAUUUCUGGGGCUUUGGACAGGGGGAGACGGCGAGGCAAGUGUGGAGAGACAAGUCAGGUGUGGCGCCACUCCUCAGGGGAGUUCGCCCUCUUCCCAGCGCUCUGACCUGAGAUCCGCGUUCAGAUUGCUCCUACUCUCCCCCGCGGGCUGGGGAGGAGGUGUGGUCGCCGGAGGCUUCAGUCAACGGGAGCCGCGAAGAGGAUAUAACUGCCGCGGAGAAGCAAGGGGGAGGCCGAACAGUGGAUCCAUUUUACGCACGGACGAGGAUGGCGGCGGCGGACGCGGAUCAGCUGGAGGCGGCGGCGGCGGCGGCGGCUUCGGACUGGCGGCCCGCUCUAAUGCAGCAUCCCGUUAGCUCGGCGCUGCUGGCAGCCGCCGGGGUCCUGCUGGGGCUGUGGUGGCUGCUGCCCCGGCAGCCGCUGCAGCGACUGCCGCCGGGUCCCAGGCCGUGGCCUUUGGUGGGCAACGUCGCCUACGGCCUGAUGCCCAGGCUGAUGCUGCCCAGGCGACACAAGGGCGACAGACGCCACUUCCACCGCACGUACGAAGGUGGCGGCGAUGACCCCCGGUCCUUUGCGGCCCAUCUGUUGCUGACCGAGAUGGCAGAGAUCUACGGUAGCAUCUUCACCUUCUUCAUAGGCAGUCGCCCCUGCAUCGUCCUCAGCACCUUCGAGACCGUGCGGGAUGCCCUGGUCAACAAGGCUGAGGUCUUCAGCGACCGGCCCAACACACCCAACGCGGCCAUGGUCACCCAGAGGAAAGGUGUGGUGUUUGCACCUUACGGCUCGGUAUGGAAGAAACAGAGGAAGUUCUGUCACUUGACUCUCCGCCACUUCGGAUUAGGAAAGCACAGCCUGGAGCCUAAAAUUAUUGAAGAAUUCAAGUAUGCGAAAGCAGAGAUCCUGAAGCAUGGAAAGGAGCAGUUUAACCCCUUCCCCAUUAUUGGCAGUGUGGUGUCCAACAUCAUCUGCUCUAUGACGUUAGGCAGGCCCUUUGACUACAACGAUAAGGCAUUCAAGAGAUUACUGGAGCUCAUGUCGCGUGCUCUGGAGCUCUCCCUGAAUGUCCACAUCCUUCUGAUCAUCAUCUGCCCUUGGCUCUACUACCUACCUUUCGGCCUUUUCCGAGAGUACAGGCAGAUUGUGCUGGACAUCACAGCCUUCCUGAAGACAAUAAUUCAGCAGCACCGGGAAAGCCUGGAUGCCCAGAAUCCCCGGGACUUCAUUGAUAUGUAUCUCCUUCAUGCAGAUGAGGAAAAUAAGACGGACAGUGAAAGCAGCUUUAAUGACGACUACUUAUUUUUUAUCAUUGCAGACCUCUUUAUUGCAGGCACAGACACUAUGUCCCACACCCUAAAAUGGAGCCUGCUUUACAUGUCACUUCACCCACAAGAACAAAAAAAAGUUCAAGAAGAAAUUGAUUUGGUCAUUGGACACAAUAGACCUCCUUCCCUUGCUGACAAAGCACGCAUGCCUUUCACAGAAGCAACUAUAAUGGAAGUUCAAAGGAUGGCGGUGGUCGUCCCUUUGUCUAUUCCUCGAAUGGCCUCAGAAACUACAGAGCUCCAGGGCUACACCAUUCCAAAGGGCAGCGUAAUCGUUCCUAACUUGUGGUCUGUGCACAGAGAUACCAACGUAUGGGAGAAUCCAGAUGAUUUCUGCCCGGCAAGGUUUCUGGAUGAAAAUGGCCAGCUCGUCAAAAAAGAAACAUUUAUUCCUUUUGGAAUUGGAAAACGUGUGUGCAUGGGAGAACAACUGGCCAAGAUGGAACUCUUCUUGUUGUUUGUGAGCCUCCUGCAAAAUUUCACAUUUCAAUAUCCCGAAGACAUGAAGAAGCCAUCAAUGAAUGGAAGAUUUGGUCUGACUUUGUCUCCAUUUCCAUUCAACAUAAUUGCCUUAGAGAGAUGAAGGAACCUCAGACAAGAACGCUGCAAGAAGUUUGUAUUACUCUUAUCAAAUUUCAGGGCUAUACUUGUCGCCCUGGGCUCCUACUGGAAGGGUGGGAUAUAAAUUUAAUAAAUAAUAAUAAUAAUAUUAAAUGCACUUCAAUUACAAAAUCACCAACCCUGAGCAGGGAUAGAGAACUUGCAACUAAUAGGGUACCCAAACCUCACAAAGCACUUUCCCCUUAGCCAGGGGGCUCUUUUAUUUAGAUGUGAUGAAGCUCUUGAAUGUGGGAAACAAAUCCAAAGUUUUUCCCCAGGUAGCAUGCCAUCAUGUGGGUUAUAGUGCCUCCUAGCGUCUGAAGGCAAGAAUGCAAAGGAGUCAGGAUCCCAGCUGCUCCUUCUGGUCCCACUCCAGUUCAUUCUUGCCUUCAUCUGAGGCUAUUGUCUUUAUCCUUGUCUCCUAUUCUGUAUAGUGAGUUGAUUGAUUCUAUGGUGUGUGUUACUGUGUGUGCUUAGUGUGUGUAGGGGUGUAUUGUGGGGACUGGUAUAAGUUUUUGUUUUGGCUGUGAGGGUGAUUUUUCUUUCAGCCCCAACAGUGAAGUUUAGACCUCUUCACCCUUAACCCUCCCCACCUGUUCCAGGACCCUACCUAAUCCGCCUUCCUGGCAUGAUACCUAGGAAAACCACCUUUCAGGUGAGACCUACGGUCCAUUCUAGUUCUCAUAGUUGCAGGGUAACAAGUGACAAUUGGUGCAGAAACUGUUAACGAAAAUUGUCAGGCAUCAAGUGUCUUUUUAUAUUAGAUUAGGAGGAAAAGCUUGAAAAUCUAAUGUAUAUUUACAAUAGGAGAUAAAAAUCAACAGAGUAAAUAAUGGCUGUGAGUUUUGGAUAUCUCUUUCAUUCAAGAGUUGUGACAUCCUUUGACAAGGACACAUUGAAGGUGCACCAAAACAUAUCAUAAAAACAGGAUUCAUGUGGUGUUUGCUGUCAUGGGGUGAGUCCAGGUUCUAUCCACCUUCACUGUGAAGCCUUACACACCACUGAUUCAAGUGCUGAUUCAGUCUACAGGGUUGCCCCUCGCCUGUGUUUCAGGCAGAUAGACUUUUUUUUAACUUUCAAAGCAUUGAGUGUGCAUUUGUGUGCAAAUAUACAUUUCAUCCCUUUUAAUAAUAAAAAAGCAAAAUCAUUUUAAACUGUUGAUGGGUUGCUGACAUCACCAGUUCCAGACAAUCAGCACUGUGCACAGCUGAGGUCUGUUUCAACCAUGCAGUAUCUGUUUCCCCUUAGUUUAAUCUAGAAAUCACUUCCACAGCAGGCUUACUGCUCAGAUUAUAUGCAUCUGUAUGAACCCUGAGGUUUGUCUCUUGGUAUCUCAAUUUAUUACUGCUAACAAUACCUCUUGAAGUAGUAAACUCUCAUUUUCUUUCAUUAUUUCUUCUUAGGACUGGCCUGUAUUCUGAGUUUUCUGCAGAUCACCACUGCACUAAACCUGAUUUUUAGGUAGCAACCACCCUGCAGUAUUGGCUAACAACCACCCUGCACCCUGUAGUGAAUGUUUGAAGAUCAGUGUUGGUGCCAUAGGAAGCAGUGUUUACAUGGUUCAAAGUGUACUGCUCCGUAUAAUUGGGCAAAUCUUCACAUUUGAACUGUACAUGAUGACACAAGAGAAACCUCAAUUAUUGAUCCCAUAAUUCUCAUUUUGCUGUGUGUGGGAGGAACCCUUGUCCUUAUCCUCUCUCUUGUUCCUUCUCCCUUUGUGGGAAUGUGAAGGCACAAAUGGCAAUGCAUGUAUCCAUGUAAGACAGGAACUUUUUUUGUUAGCAUGAAUUUAGGCAAUUGCAUUCCUUCAUUGUGCUAUCUGUGCGCAUCUGAAUGAUGAUAAUUUUUUUAAAAGGUCAUCAAGGAAGAUGGCAGGCAUGUAAUAUUUCCCCUGCACACCUAUCAUACCUAUAUACCCUAGGAGGGAAAACUAUACUGCCAAAACCUUGGGUUGGCCAUUUUGGCAGGGGAUAACCCACUUUGAUAUAAACAUGGAGUUCAUUUCUAAUUCAUUCCCAAGGAGGAAUGAAUUAAAGGAGGUAGUGACAUGAGACAAAUGUGGUACAAAUCUACAAAUCAACACUCUGCAGGUUUGAGCUUCAGAAAGCUUGCAGUGUGGACAAGCCUCUAGGGAAGAUGACUCAGACUCUUUGGACAGUUCUUAAUAACUGGAAUAUUCAAUGGAAAAGCUGAAAUUGUACUGCUAAUGUUUAGCUAAAUACUGUUAAACAGCCAGACAUCAGUGGGGAAAAAUGCACUGCAAUGCUGCUAAUGCAACUAAUUCUUUGUGUGGGAUGUAAGCUGUCUUGUAAUAAGCCAGUCUUUUUAAUGAAGCACUUUAUAAUUUGUCAGGAUCCAAAGAUCUGUAUUCUUAUAUUUUAAUAGGUCUUAAAGGGCUCAUGAAUGAUAAUAUAUAUUAUAUGUAUUGCCUACAUCUUGCUGACAUUUACCUUGCCUGCUUUAUUUCCCCCCUCCUCGCCCCCCCCCAUGAAUUCCUUGUUUAGAAUUUUAGUAUGGAAGAUGUCAUUGCUGUUAGAAACUAGCAUUUGAGACCACUGCUGACUAUUUUUAAAAGAUGCCUAUAUUUCUACAUAUAGCUUGAGAUCUGUUUCUCAGUAUGAAUCUUUGUCUAAAUAAACCUUUUUUGUUUCAAAAGCA
Molecule: messenger RNA, 4640 nt
Organism: Rhineura floridana
Lineage: Eukaryota; Metazoa; Chordata; Lepidosauria; Squamata; Rhineuridae
Product: cytochrome P450 2U1-like
Exons: 5
Coding region: 325-1965 (546 amino acids)
Biological process (GO): xenobiotic metabolic process
Cellular component (GO): cytoplasm; intracellular membrane-bounded organelle
Molecular function (GO): iron ion binding; heme binding; oxidoreductase activity, acting on paired donors, with incorporation or reduction of molecular oxygen, reduced flavin or flavoprotein as one donor, and incorporation of one atom of oxygen
Source: RefSeq, a predicted model, not a curated record